AUGGAUACCCUCACCCCAACUGGCAAUUUGACUCCAAUAACGCCUACCUCGGGCAUCUCAACGCCCAGGGGCCCCAGGAGCACAUUCGUGCCGCUGGUCACAGUCAUUGGCUUCCACCACGCGAGGGGUCCCGAGGUCGAGUCCUGGUAUGGCAACCCCGAGGGCACAGACCCGGCCGUCGAGUAUGGUUGGUCACUGCUGCCCUUCAUGGCGCUCAGCGACGGCGCGCAUGCCGCGACAGAAGACUUCUCCUACUUCACCCUGCUGAAGCCUGCUACCGAGACCGAGCCCGCAACAUCGCUCUUUGGAAUAUCAUGUACCAGACAGAUGGACGCCUCCGCCCUGAUCAACCGCCCCGCCGACGUUACGCGGUCAACCGUGCAAAAGGCCGUCGUCGUCAUAGCCGACAACCCACAAACAUUUGGCACGCUCAGGGAGCGGCUCAGUGUCGUCACGCAUGCGUGGUUUGCCCAGCGCGAGUUCACCGAUACGGAGAUCCUGCGUCGCUUCCAGGAGAGCCUGGCGGACGAGAAGGAGCGGGGUCUCCUCAGCGAGGAUGAGAACCGGGACGCCUACCUCGGCAUGAGUUUGAGGGAGAUGAUACACGAGUUCAGGUGGCAGACUUUGGUACUGUUGAAAUGCUGCCUUUUGCAGCCCAAGAUGUUGUUCUUUGGUUCACGAUGCGAGCGACUUUGCAUGAUGCAGUUUUCUUUAAUAUCCUUGAUACCCGGUCUUAUUCGAAGGCUUCAGGACUGUGCCGAUCCGGAACUGAACAGCUACGAGAAGCAUCUGACCAUGCCCACAAACCUGAAAUCUAGUGACCGGUCAUCAUUACAGGCAUACAUGGGCCUGCCGCUUCAGAUAUUCGGCAAGGGAAGCCUGUUUGGGCCAUAUACACCGCUUCAGCAGCUCGAUGUCUUGGCAGACCACGAGACAAAAUCGUACAUUGUUGGAAGCACUAAUUCACUUCUUCUUCAGCAGCGCGACAGGUAUAGUGACAUCCUCAUCAACCUCGAUGACGAUUUCAUCAAUAUUACGUCGACAUCGUUAAAACAAGCACUGCAACUCUCGACCCCAGACCGGAGAUGGAUCGAUUUUAUCACACAGACUGUAAACGAGACAUGGGACGAGGCGAAUCCCAGCCGGCCCAAGACGAUGGGCUUCAUGGGGAGCGAGGAAUUCAUCCGACUUCAAUUCGAGGACUACAUCAUUGCGCUUCUUUCGGCCGUAAAGUAUCACACCUUCCUGGCUAAGCAUAAAGAUAAUCCGAAAAUGCUUCUUCCGCACAUUGAUGGCGAUCCAGCAGUGGACUUCAAUCUGGACUGGGUCGAGGCCUGGAUGAAGACGGAGAAUUACCGGAUCUGGAACAACAACACCGACAGCCAUCUGUUUGACAUUGCCGAACCAAGGCACAUAUGUGCAGGCGGCCUCACCAUUGACGAUGUAUCAAGGCGCGUGACCCAGCAGGUCCAGGACUUACAUCUGGACGAGAAGCUGUCUCAAGGAAGAGAGGCGGCCGCGAGGAACCUGGCCGCGGCUAGGGAUAAGGGAGGUGCCAUGAUCACCAAAUUCUACGGGGAGCUUGAGGCAUAUCGGGAGGCCCAGCGGAAGAAGGCGGAGGAGACCAGGCAACAGCAGUCCAGCGACUCUGUGCCUGCCAGUCCAACCAUCAAGAAUGGGCAUGAUGCCGAAAAGGCAGGCGUGGGUGCCUAUAUGAGCAGUUGGGCCACGUGGGCGGGAGAGAAGCGAAAGGCGCUCGCCAACCGCGGCAGCAGCGACAACAGGAACAGCGGCAGCAGCACGAGCGGAUGGGGCCUCGGGCUGGGCAGGACCAAGAGCAAGAAGGACGCGAGCAGCACGACCUCGCUGCACUCGGCCUCGGAAAAGGAGGUCAAGAGCCCGCGCAUGUCGACGUCUUCGUCCUUCUUUGGCUCGGUGAGGAAGAGCGUGGACAGCGCCCGGGAGCUGGAAAAGGCGCGCCAGGAGGACCCGGUGCGCCCGGGCACCCAGCACUCGUUCAGCGAGAGCAUACUCGGCUCCGAGGAGUCCGGGACCGCGUCGUCGCCCGAGGCCUCGCCACAGAAGCCGCGGAUCGACUUCGCGAUGAAGGAGACGAGCGUGUGGAACGACCGCGAGUCGCCCACCGAGUACAAGCUGGCAUAG
Messenger RNA from Diaporthe batatas, 2163 nucleotides. RefSeq lists its product as uncharacterized. The record is from RefSeq and is a predicted model, not a curated record. Gene Ontology annotation, cellular component: cytoplasm. NCBI's taxonomy places the organism in Eukaryota, Fungi, Ascomycota, Sordariomycetes, Diaporthales, Diaporthaceae. The coding region runs from base 1 to 2163 and encodes 720 amino acids. The transcript is spliced from 4 exons.